ACCCGUACGGCCACGCGCGCGCUGAACGCUUUUGAUAAAUUUUCUUAUUCCGCCAAACCAACCAACCCAACCAGCAGCCCAAUCGAAGGAGGAAAGAAAGAAAGAAAAAAAAACUACCACCACCACCACAACAGUCUCCCGUUACAUCGUCUCCCGGUACCCUUUUCGAUCGCGACCACGGUUUCGAGCGCAAGUGAUCAGUUCACCGAAGUACGGGUUUAGCGGAAGUCGCGCUUUCUGGUGCAGCACUUACUUGCGUGGUUUUUUUAUCCACCCAUUCCAUUCGCAUACCGCGUGUAUCGUUGCAUUCGGGUUGCAUUUACCGUUGCUACGCGUGUGUGCUUACUGUCCUGCUCCAGCCACGUGAUUUCCAUCGUCUGGAGUUGUGUGUUUUAAGCGGGCAUUUUGAUCGAACGGAAAAUCAAAACCAUCGGCGGUUAACAACCGAAACCCCCCGCUCAGUUCUUCAAACGUAUCACGAAAGAGGGCCCCGCAUCGAGCGAUUGUGUGGAAGUGUUGUUAGUGAAGUAAAGAUUAAAAAGAAAGAAGCAAACAAAAAAGUUGUGCAGUAAAAACUUGUCCGCUUCCCUUCGCGACGACCGCGCGCAUCCUUACCGGGCUUUCGGUAAACGUUUUUUGUCCCGUAGUGCAGUGUGUAUAAAGCAGCCAAAAUAACCUCCUUCGAAGCGACCACCAUUGACACAUUCGCCGAAAUGGAGGACGUCAAAAUGGGCAUCAACUUGUCCGAUGAUCCGGCGGUCACCCUCACCAUUCGACUCAUCAUGCAGGGAAAGGAGGUCGGCAGCAUUAUCGGAAAAAAAGGAGAGAUCGUCAAGCGAUUCAGGGAAGAGUCCGGUGCAAAAAUCAACAUAUCAGACUGCUCGUGCCCGGAACGGAUCGUGACGGUUUCUGGGUCCAGAAGUGCGAUCUACAAAGCCUUUACACUAAUUACGAAGAAGUUUGAAGAGUGGUGUUCACAGUUUCAAGACAAUACAAAUGCACAGGGUAAACCACAAAUUCCAAUUCGUUUGAUUGUUCCAGCUAGUCAGUGUGGCUCUCUCAUCGGAAAGGGUGGCUCAAAAAUAAAAGAAAUUCGAGAGAUCACUGGAUGUUCGAUACAAGUUGCAAGCGAAAUGUUGCCAAACUCUACUGAACGCGCCGUUACGCUUAGCGGUUCUGCCGAAGCUAUCACGCAAUGUAUCUACCACAUAUGCUGCGUUAUGCUAGAGUCACCACCGAAGGGUGCGACCAUUCCGUACCGGCCAAAGCCACAGGUGAAUGGACCGGUAAUAGUGGCCAACGGUCAGGCGUACACCAUCCAGGGCAACUACGCCGUACCGGCACAAGAGACCUGCACAGUAUAUCCACUAGCCAUUACCGGUGGCUUGCAUGCGGGCAUCUCCGGUUUAGCCGAUCCAUUACUAAAAGGAACACAUCUACAGGGAGCGAUACCUCCACAUCAUCUACAACCGAUACCUGAUGUUUCGGGAAUCGCUAAAAAUCCGCUUGCAGGACUUGCAGCUCUUGGAUUGGCUGGAGCGAUUCCCUCCAACACCGGUGGACUCAACCCAACUGCUCUCGCCGCAUUGGCCGGUUCUCAACUGCGAACCAACAACAACCGCAACGUAGCUCCAGUACAGUCUCAAUCACAUGAAAUGACCGUGCCAAAUGACCUGAUAGGUUGCAUCAUCGGAAAAGGCGGCACCAAGAUUGCCGAGAUCCGCCAGAUUUCUGGCGCCAUGAUACGCAUUUCCAACUGCGAAGAGCGGGACAGUGGCAACACGGACCGGACGAUCACGAUCACCGGCAAUCCGGAUUCGGUGGCCCUUGCCCAGUAUCUGAUCAACAUGAGAAUUUCGAUGGAAACAGCCGGAAUGCCAAUCCCGGGCUAUCACUACAUCACCCCGAAUCACAUCGUGAAAGCGCCGAUCCAUUAAAACUUUCGCUCUCUUCUCCCUCUCAGCUUUAGAAGUGGUGAUGGUGGUAGCAAUGGCAGUGGUGGUACCAGCGGCGGUGGUGGUGUCCUUCGACCGAUGGCGGCGGCAUCCAGCAUGGCCGCCGCGGCCGCUGCCGGCGUACGGAACGGGAACGCCGUAGCGGCGGCGGCAGCGGCAGCAGCAGCAGCGGCAGCCGCCUCUGGACCCGGUUCGGCCGCCAGCCUCGGUUACAACGGCAUGCCGCAGGCCGUCGGCACCGUCGCCUUCCCCUUUCUGCGUUACGGCCUGAACCUGGACCGGAAGUAAUGCUGCAACCCACCGGCCACCACCGGGGAAGCGCGAGGAGAAUGCAAUGGGCGGCGGGAUGGAUGCGUAGGACGGAACGGAGAACGAAGGUGGACAGGGUCCGACAACAACGAGGAACCAGAUGGAUGGUGUUGUGUGGCGGCACGCUAGCAAGGAUUGGAACCGAUCGUCUUCAGGCGGUCGACCUGGACGCCCUACUACUACGAGCAGCAGGUUAAGGGCAACAUGCGAAAGUUAAGCUAAGCGGUUUUAAGGAAGAAAAUCAAAAAAAAAAGAUUAGCGUAACGAGAAAAGGCUGCUAGCAUGCUAGAAAUCGUAC
This is a messenger RNA of Anopheles nili, 2562 nucleotides long. RefSeq names its product poly(rC)-binding protein 3 (gene mub). The record is from RefSeq and is a predicted model, not a curated record. Gene Ontology annotation, biological process: regulation of gene expression; regulation of RNA metabolic process. Gene Ontology annotation, molecular function: mRNA binding. The transcript has 11 exons. Gene Ontology annotation, cellular component: nucleus; cytoplasm. NCBI's taxonomy places the organism in Eukaryota, Metazoa, Arthropoda, Insecta, Diptera, Culicidae. The coding region runs from base 714 to 1937 and encodes 407 amino acids.